UCCACCGUACAACUUGGCGUACCACGGCGGUUCCUUCCAUUCGUGAGCGCGAGGAGGAGGAGGAGGAGCUGGAGGAAGACGACGACGACGAUGAUGCCGCCUGGAUUCGAUAAAGGCGGAGGAGGAGAGAGGGAAUUCGAAUGGGGGCCGAUGGGAUUCACCCACUCGCUCUCUCCGGUCCGCGUCAUGGCUCUCUCAAAUUCCGGGAAGCGCCUGGACCAGGACUGGGUUCCCUCCCCCUCCGCGUCGCCAGCCAAGCCCUCCCUGGUGCUGUCCAACUCCGGGAAACGGAUAGAUCCGGGCUCGCCGUCGCUCGUCUUCUCCAACUCCGGGAAGCGGAUGGACCCCUCGGGGAAGAAGAAGUACGUGAAGCAGGUGACCGGGCGGCACAAUGACACGGAGCUCCACCUCGCGGCGCAGCGCGGGGACCUCGACGGCGUCCGGAUGAUCCUGGGCGAGAUCGAGGAGCAGAUGACGGGGACCGUAAUGGGAGCCGACUUCGACGCCCAGUUGGCUGAGAUUCGGGCGGCCGUCGUCAAUGACGUCAACGAGGAGAAUGAGACGCCGCUGUUCACGGCAGCCGAGAAAGGGUUUCUCGAUCUGGCCGUUGAGCUGCUCAAGUACUCCGACCCGGAGAGCCUUACCAGGAAGAACAGAUCCGGGUUUGACGUUCUCCAUAUCGCUGUGAGAGAAGGACACAAAGAGAUUGUUCAGGUACUUUUGAAACAUGAUCCAAGUCUCGUCAGGACAUUUGGUCAAUCCAAUGCGACUCCACUCAUAACUGCGGCGACUAGAGGACAUACUGAAAUUGUGAACCUCUUGCUAGAGCAAGAUGCUAGCUUGAUCGAAUUGUCCAAAAACAACGGAAAAAAUGCCCUGCACUUUGCUUCUCGACAGGGGCACGCAGAAAUUGCCAAAGCAUUGUUGAAGAAGGAUCCACAACUUGCCAGAAGAACUGAUAAGAAAGGCCAGACUGCAUUGCACAUGGCUGUGAAGGGGACCAGUUGUGCCGUCGUUCAAGCCCUUGUGGAUGCUGAUGCAGCAAUCGUGAUGCUACCAGACAGAGCUGGAAAUACAGCAUUACAUGUUGCAACACGGAAAAAGCGAGCGGAGAUCGUAAAUCUGCUACUGCUCCUCCCAGAUACCAAUGUGAAUGCAUUGUCAAGAAACCAUAAAACUGCUUUUGACAUUGCUGAAGGUCUGCCUCUUUCAGAAGAUUCUGCUGAAAUUAGGGAAUGUUUAUCUCGAUGCGGAGCAUGUAAAGCUGAUGAACUAAAUCAGCCUCGAGAUGAGUUGAGGAAGACCGUAACCGAGAUUAAAAAGGAUGUUCAUAUACAGCUCGAGCAGACAAGAAAAACAAACAAGAAUGUCCAUGGGAUUGCCAAGGAGCUCAGGAAACUUCACAGAGAAGGAAUUAACAAUGCUACUAACUCGGUUACAGUCGUCGCUGUGCUCUUUGCAACUGUGGCUUUCGCAGCCAUCUUUACGGUUCCCGGUGGAACCGAAGACAAUGGAGUAGCAGUGGCAGUCAAAACAGCAUCUUUCAAGAUAUUUUUCAUUUUCAAUGCCAUUGCGCUAUUCACUUCUUUGGCUGUGGUGGUGGUCCAAAUAACACUCGUCCGGGGAGAAACAAAGGCAGAGCGGCGAGUCGUCGAGAUCAUAAACAAGUUGAUGUGGCUCGCUUCUGUUUGCACCACAGUUGCUUUUAUCGCAUCGUCGUACAUCGUUGUCGGUCGCCACUUUCAAUGGGCUGCUAUUCUGGUUACACUCAUCGGAGGAAUUAUAAUGGCCGGUGUUCUCGGGACCAUGACUUUCUACGUCGUGAAAUCGAAGCGAACACGUUCGUUCAGGAAGAGGGUGAAGUCCAUGAAGAAAGCCUCCGACUCAUGGCAUCCAGACACAGAAUUCUCCGACUCCGAAGUCGACAGGAUCUUUGCCAUCUAACUGAGAUCUCCUUCGCUACAUGUUCUAAGAAACACAAAUCGGCAGUAUCGAAAUUCAAGUUAUGAUUCCAACAUCUGAACGGAGCUUCCUCUGAUCAACCUCCAUUUUCCUUCUCCUUCUGCAACAGAUCUGCUGUAUAAUGAAUGACUUGUUCUUGCUAAACAACUACCAACAAAUCUUAGAGCAAUGCCUCUUCAGCCAUUCCUCUGCAAGUUGUAUCUUACAAGUUGAAGUUUUCUGUUACAUGCACUGCAAAUCUCCAUAAUUUUACCAUUUUUAGCAAGUUCUGGAGACAUGAUCUUCUUCUUCUGGUUUGUGCAACUUCAAGUCUUGAAUUUGAUGUCCUUUUUUAUUUAUUUC
This is a messenger RNA of Zingiber officinale, 2304 nucleotides long. RefSeq names its product ankyrin repeat-containing protein ITN1-like. NCBI's taxonomy places the organism in Eukaryota, Viridiplantae, Streptophyta, Magnoliopsida, Zingiberales, Zingiberaceae. The record is from RefSeq and is a predicted model, not a curated record. Bases 91 to 1944 code for a protein of 617 amino acids. The transcript has 4 exons. Gene Ontology annotation, cellular component: plasma membrane. Gene Ontology annotation, molecular function: protein phosphatase 1 binding; protein phosphatase regulator activity.